GUCACGUAUCGCACGUACACCACGGAAAAGGACCAUAGAUGGAUUGAACGGACAAUGCAGGGCGAAAAGCAGACGAUGCUGCCGUCGUCGUCGUCGGCAGACCUAAUCAGCGGCCUCGAUGAUGACCUCCUCCUCCACGUCCUGCGCUUCAUGCCCGAAGCCUGCGAAGUCGCACGCACGUCCGCGCUCUCGAGGCGGUGGCGCGACAUCUCGACGCGCGCCCCCGUCCUCCACUUCCGCGACGGGCAAGGCGGCGGCAGCACCACGAAGAAGACUGGUAAGAAGAACAAAAAGAAGAAGAAAGAGGAUGGCCACAUGCGGUACAACGAAUUUAUACACAACGUCCUCGCGCGACGCGCCAAUAGCGACGCCUACAUCGACACGCUCGAUUUGUACAGCACGCUCUGGCCGGGCGAUUCGCAAGCCGACGUGUGGCUCCGCCAUGCCAUGCAGAUCGUGGUUGGUUCCUUGAAAUUCCACGUGUGGGCGCCGUUGAAGAUCAAUCUGACGGGACGAGCGGUGGAGAGGCCAAAGCCCAAGCUGCAGCUGCCUCGCUCCACGAGGGCGACAACGAUGUCACUGGAGUUGUACUACGGCUUCCUUCUGCUCCCGCCGACGGUAGAGUUUCACGCGCUAACGGACAUGACUCUCUGCACCAUAAAAUUCAUCGACGGCGACGACGUCCGCCUCAGCAGCCUGCUAUCGUCGUCUUCGUGCUGCCCGAGGCUGCGAAAGCUAACACUCCAUAACCUGUCCGGGCUGAAGGAGCUUCAGCUCAAUGGCAGCGCGCUGGAGAUCUUGGAUCUGAAUGACCUCUCCGUGAGGCGAUUGGUUGUCCACGCCCCACAUCUGUCGGCGCUCCGCCUCGGGUUCCGCUUCAUGGUGUACGAUGAACGCGACCACUCCAGCCUCAACUUCCAUGCACCAGCGCUGGACACACUCAAUUCCUCCAUUCAGCUCGGCUAUUGCCAGCAGCUCGACCUCCAAGGUCACACGAUCCAACUACUGCAAGAGUGUAGCCCCAACGUUCGUCACCGCAUGCACAUACCAGGCCCAGAGGGGCAAACCGAAAAAGAGGUAGAGAAUGAAAUAACAGCGAUGCCCCAAUUCCCCGGCUUCACAAAUCUGACGGUAAGAUUUUACUCAAAAAAAGGCAGCCACUUCAGAGCAAUUGCGACCGGUCUCCUACAGCGAUGCUGCAAUCUCCGGUAUCUCCACCUAGACGUUCACCUGGUGAGUUUGUAA
Molecule: messenger RNA, 1245 nt
Organism: Triticum aestivum (bread wheat)
Lineage: Eukaryota; Viridiplantae; Streptophyta; Magnoliopsida; Poales; Poaceae
Product: putative F-box protein At1g58310
Exons: 2
Coding region: 55-1245 (396 amino acids)
Molecular function (GO): protein binding
Source: RefSeq, a predicted model, not a curated record